AUGUCCACGACACUCGUCACCACAUACGCUUGCGGACACGAAGAACGUUCAGCUACUCAAAUCGGCGAGGAACAACAGCCGGGAGUGAUGGGAAUAAUCCGACGAAUGAGCUGCAGAAAUCAACCUGGAGCUGUGAUUGCGGAUUCGGCACUUUUGUGUACAACGUGUCGGGAAAAGCCACAUCCAGAACCACUCAGAUCUCAUCCGGUCAUAAUCACCCAUCCGCGAGAACCGAGACAGCUUCACAAUGAUGGUGUGAAUCCGUAUGCCAACGAGUUUGCUGAACUUCCAAAGUAUGGCGCACAUGACUUCACGCGAAAGAAUCCAGAUGAUGUAGAUAGAGAUGUUUGCCGCCGGCCACUAGUUCCCAUCGCCUCCUCCACGGAUGAUGUCCACCGAGUCGUGAAGUCAUCGAGAUGA
Molecule: messenger RNA, 420 nt
Organism: Botrytis fragariae
Lineage: Eukaryota; Fungi; Ascomycota; Leotiomycetes; Helotiales; Sclerotiniaceae
Exons: 1
Coding region: 1-420 (139 amino acids)
Source: RefSeq, a predicted model, not a curated record